AUGACUGGACAAACGGAAAUUGGCCUCAACAUAACUCGCAUUCUCAAUGCUUUCUUUGAUAGUGGUUACGACAAACGAGUGCGUCCCGACUAUGCAGGUCCGCCAGUGGAAGUUGGAGUGACAAUGCAUAUCAUCAGCAUCAGCUCUAUUUCAGCAGUUCAAAUGGACUUUACAUCAGACCUCUACUUCAGGCAAGCUUGGAGAGAUUCACGACUCUCCUUCAAGCCACGACCAGGUAUUGAAGCGUUGUACGUUGGCGCCGAAGUUUCCGAAAAAAUCUGGGUGCCCGACACUUUCUUUGCCAAUGAAAAGUCAGCCCAGUUUCACGUGGCAACCACGCCAAACACUUUUAUACGCAUCAAAGCAAGCGGUGAGGUGUUUCGCUCGAUGAGGCUAACCGUCACAAGCAACUGUCCUAUGAAUUUGCAGUACUUUCCGAUGGACCGUCAAAGCUGCACUAUUGAAAUUGAAAGUUAUGGCUACUCCAUGGCGGACAUUCAGUACAAGUGGGGCAUUGAUGGGAAAAAUGACGUAGAACUGGCAAAGAAUCUUGAGCUGCCGCAGUUCAAAGUGAACAAACACCGUCAGAAGCAGAAGGUGGAAGUGCUCAGCACGGGAAACUAUUCCCGUCUAGUCUGUGAAAUUGAGUUUGUGCGCUCUAUGGGCUAUUAUCUCAUUCAAAUCUACAUUCCUGCAUCGCUGAUUGUCAUCAUUUCCUGGGUUUCAUUUUGGCUGCACAGGAAUGCCAGUCCGGCACGAGUCCAACUCGGUGUGACCACUGUGCUGACAAUGACGACGCUGAUGUCCUCGACGAAUGCCGCCAUGCCUAAGAUCUCAUACAUUAAAUCGAUUGACGUCUUUCUGGGCACAUGCUUUGUGAUGGUCUUUGCGGCGCUGCUCGAGUACGCCACUGUCGGCUACAUGGGAAAGCGGAUUGCCAUGCGCAAGACGAGGACGCAGCAGAUUCUUAAGAUUCUCAAUGAUCACCGAGAGAGGUGUAUCAUUGCGGCGGCAAACAAUGAGGCGGCAAAGGAGGGUGGCGCCGCAGAGGGAGUAGGAAGAGGAGGCUAUGAGGGGGUCAAUCGAAGCAACUCCGCCAGCGGCACUGGGGCUCUCAUACGCACUGCCUCACUCUACCAGUGCCAGGAAAGGGCUGACCCGGAAGAGGGACACUCAGCGCACAAACGGCCGGAUUUUCGAUCUAGCUCAACGACUGGCCACGCGUGCUACCAGUCUUCGUCCACGAGCUACCUUGGACAAGCGGCGGCGGCGAGUAGCAUCAGCAGACCACUGGAGCGGUCGUCCUCGCUGAAGAGUCGCAUCUUCAGUGACAUAGACGAGCAGGAUCCCUCAGGAAUGAACAACUUUAACGAUGAUCUGAGCGUCUUUGUGCCAGCGACGAGCAGUGCGGCCGAUCGUGGCAACCAGUCGACGUUGCAGUCUCAAUCGCCCUACUACCACUACCAGUCUCGGAACAGCGUCGGUGAUCUGUACGGCAGGGCUGGUCUCUCUGACCGCAUGUACAGUGGACCGUCGUACGUCAUGAAGGACCACAACACACUAUUUGGUGUCUGUCCUAGGUAUUAUACCCUAUAA
Molecule: messenger RNA, 1596 nt
Organism: Rhagoletis zephyria (snowberry fruit fly)
Lineage: Eukaryota; Metazoa; Arthropoda; Insecta; Diptera; Tephritidae
Source: RefSeq, a predicted model, not a curated record